UUACAAUUUUCUAUUAAUGCAAAGUUCUGAAUUUAUAGAAGAUCUAAAACCCCCUAUUUUAAAAAAGUUAUGGAGUAUGUGUUCAAAUUAAAGUGAUUGGGAUCGUUAAAGACAUUCUCCGGUCUAACUUUAAAAAUGGUAAAAGAAAUAUUUAAUGAUAGGAAUUCCUUUAUUGAUGCUGAAGCAGUUCCUGAAUAAUCACCUAUAGUUUAAGCAGAUACAAAUAAUAUUCAUGAAGAAAGUGCAAAAGUAGAAUAAAAUGUACAAGAAUAGAAAUAAGAAAUUAAAUAAGAAGAAUUCUAACCUUGUAGUUGUUAAAAGACUCAUUGUUUGAAGAUGUAUUGUUCUUGUUUUCAUAAUGGGAGAAACUGUGGAAAAUAAUGUAAAUGUGAAGAAUGUAAUAAUACAGAAGAAUUUAAAAUGUAAAGAAAUUAAGCUAUGGAUUAUGUAAAGAGAAAAGCAAAUAGAAAUAAGAAGAUUCCAAAAGAAAAAAUAUUUGAAACUAAUGAAAUAUGGGGAUGUAAUUGUUCUAAAACUAGAUGUGUUAAAAAAUAUUGUGAAUGUUUUAUAAGAGGCAAAAAGUGUACUGUAGAUUGUAAUUGUGAUCAUUGUGAUAAUGGAAAAGAUGAAGAUCUAUUCAAUGAAAUAAAAAAACAGAAUGAAUAAUCUAAUAUAAAAAAAAGGAUAAGAAAAGAAAGACAACCUAUAAUGUGAUUGUUUAUAUACUCC
Paramecium sonneborni is the source of this 729-nucleotide messenger RNA. The record is from the annotation of a GenBank genome assembly. Lineage: Eukaryota; Ciliophora; Oligohymenophorea; Peniculida; Parameciidae.